Molecule: messenger RNA, 1145 nt
Organism: Morus notabilis
Lineage: Eukaryota; Viridiplantae; Streptophyta; Magnoliopsida; Rosales; Moraceae
Product: protein STAY-GREEN LIKE, chloroplastic
Exons: 5
Coding region: 147-947 (266 amino acids)
Source: RefSeq, a predicted model, not a curated record
CACAACUUUGAACAACAAAUUCUCCGCACAUGGGACUCUCUCUCUCUCUUCUUGGUUUCUCUCUCUAACCUCAGGAGACAACAAUGGUGAGAUUUGAGAGAUGAUGAAGAGGAGGAGAAAGUGUAUGAGUGGGUUAUGCAUCUUCCAUGGCCUGUUGUAGUACUCAUUCUGCUGCUUCUUCUUCUUAUGCCCUUCUUCAACCUUCACCAUUGCAGAUAAGGAACAUCAACAUGAAAAUUAGUAAUAACUCUGUUAUGUCUUCAAAAAGACCAAAUUUUGUUCUGCUUUGUUCCAUCAAUGGCAACAGAGAUUCUUACACAACCGUCGUUUCUGAGGCCGUUAGACUUUUGGGUGCUCCAGCGAGGUUCGAAGCUUCAAAGCUAAAAGUAGUUUUGACGAGAGAGGAAGUGAAUAACAAGUAUGCUGGAGUCAUCCCAAGAACUUACAUCUUGUCUCAUUGUGACUUCACUGCUAACUUAACCUUAACUAUCUCCCAUGUCAUCAACCUUGAACAGUUAAGAGGGUGGUACAGCAAGGACGAUGUGGUUGCGGAAUGGAAAAAGGUGAAUGGUGAAAUGUGUCUUCAUGUCCAUUGCUUUGUGAGCGGUCCUAAUCUAUUGCUAGAACUCGCUGCUGAGCUCAGAUACCAAAUAUUCUCCAAAGAAUUGCCUUUGGUUCUCAAAGCGGUACUUCAUGGAGAUUCAGCACUUUUUACAGAGCACCCUGAGCUGCUUGAUUCUUUGGUUAGGGUCUAUUUCCAUUCAAGCUUGCAAAAGUACAACAAAAUGGAAUGUUGGGGUCCUCUCAGGGAUGCUAUAGAGGGAAAGCAAGAGGAUAGAGUGCAAAGGCUAUUAAGUACAACCAAAAGUAAUGGUUCUGUUCCAGCUAGCAGCAAAUGGAGAAGUCCAAAAUCCAUAUUUCAAGCUCUUUUUGCCUUCCUUCUUUAACCACCUCCAUUAUUGCACAGAUAAUGAAAAAAAGGUAAUUUGUAUAUCCAUCUUUCAUGUCAAAAGGCUCAAUGACUGCAACACAGAAAAGACUUCAAGAGGCCACGUAAACGGCUCAAUGGGGAUAUUAUUGGCAAAUUUUCAGAAGCCAAAACAGAUCAAGCUGAUGUUUAACAGGACUAUUUCAGGAUGCCAUUG